Molecule: messenger RNA, 237 nt
Organism: Colletotrichum lupini
Lineage: Eukaryota; Fungi; Ascomycota; Sordariomycetes; Glomerellales; Glomerellaceae
Exons: 3
Coding region: 1-237 (78 amino acids)
Source: RefSeq, a predicted model, not a curated record
AUGAGCACUGCAUACGAUCAUGAUUGGGCAAAUUGCGGUGAUCCCAUUCAGCUGAAACUUGACUUUUCCACCGUUCGAUCACGUCCGACUACCAGAAAGCUAGCCACGACCCACGACAAGAACUCGCCCACUAUCAUGGGUAUAGCUAGGGCCGUACAUACGUGUCCAGCUGGAUAUUCAUCCGUUUUGGGGUUGGGUAGUGACCCCAGUCACUGGGGAGACCACAACAAGGGCUAA